AUGUAUGACAAGUACCCAAAGGGCCAAGCCAGAGGCAGGUACUGGAAACAUCUCAAGCAGAUCAUCCAAGCCGAAAAUUACCACAACUACCCCCCUGAAGAACCCAACUAUGUUAAUAUUGAGACACCACCCUCUAUGCAUCCAUGCAAAAGAAUUUGUGAUAUAACAGGAUAUGAGGCACCUUACUUUGAUCCAAGGACCAAUAUGCGUUUCGCGAAUGCUGAUGUCUUCAAGCUGAUAAGAUCACUUCCGAAUGAGUAUGUUCAGAGGUACCUGGCUCUGAGAAAUGCAGCAAUUGUUCUAAAGUAGUUGGAUAUUAUCCAAGAAAUCAGGGGCAACCAUAUUGUUUUGUGAAUGAACUUGCACUGCAAAUUGAAAUAUGUUUAUUAAACAUUUUGUGACCUAUUCUUGGGGAUGCUUACAUCAUUGUGUAUGCUUGUUAAAGGAAUGGAGAUCAUUCUUCUUUGCC
Ilex paraguariensis (yerba mate) is the source of this 469-nucleotide messenger RNA. Lineage: Eukaryota; Viridiplantae; Streptophyta; Magnoliopsida; Aquifoliales; Aquifoliaceae. The record is from the annotation of a GenBank genome assembly.